GGCGCCCUCCCUCGAUAGCAGGUCGCCUAUCGUAUCGCGACUGCGAUGGACGAUCGCUACCGAUCGCACGAUCGGUCCCGAGCGUUGUUCGAUGUCGAAGGUCGUAUAUUCAAGUGAUUUAAGUCUCGAACUUGCAAAGUCCCAAAGUGCGACCGACGUCGCCUUCUGCGUCGAUAAAAUCCCGACCUUAUCGCUGUGUAAUCUGCAUCGUUAUCAGUGCUCGUCUCGUCUCCGUGAGUUCUCUGCUUCUGUUACGGCUGAUCAUCGAAGUCUGCUUCUCUGCCCUAAGCGCAGUCGCGAGACGUUUUUAUUGAUCGUAACUCGCGGGGGAGCGACUCGCACGCGUCAUGCGUCGUCGUGCGGACUCCGUGCUGGCGGCGCAAAGCGAACAUCCUCCAUAUGCUCGGCGCAGUGACAGUGACAGUGCCAGUGUCAGUGAUAGCACAAAUCCCGUUCCGAAGUAGCGCUCUCGAAAUUACAACUUGUUCCGAACUGGUCCCAACAUCUGGACAGAAAUCGCGAAAUUGCCUGCCGCCUGGGGCGCCUCCAGAGCCUUGAGCACCAGCAACGAAAGCGAAGGUCGCUUGAGAUAACCCGACAGGUGAAAGUAAGUCAGAGAGACGGCGAUUUCUGACGUUCAGGUGCAGAGAAUCAAUCUUUGCAAAUAAAAAAUUUGGGGAGAUGUCCAGGUUCCAGAGAAGUUUGAUGUCUCAUUAGAAGGUAGAAAAACGUGAUCUAGGUCGGAAUAACUUUGGCAGGAGUUUGAGGCUGAAUCGAGUCAGAGGCCAAGUGAUAAGGAUAAGGUGAAAUCUUUUGAGAUUCGUUCAUGAUCGAGCGAGCGGAGGCUUGCUGAUUCGAUCAGUAGCAGCCCGUCCUUGGACUUGGAUUUAAUUUCUAAAUUCGGUGUUCUGUAUUCUAUCAGUGGUGGUUUUGGAUUUAUUGACUAGUGAGGAAGAGGCGCUGGGAUGAGUUUGCUGUCACCGACAAUUGGCAGGGUCCGCUGCCUAGCGGAUGAGGAGGCUGAUCACAAUAUGCUCCAGGAUCUCCAAUUGGCUGCAGAGCUCGGUAAAACAUUGCUAGAACGAAACAAAGAAUUGGAAAACACCAUAAGAUCGCAACAAAACACAAUUGAAGAGCAAUCUCAUGAGAUAGAGUAUAUGAAAAAACAGACUGCUGCUCUCAGAGAAGUUAAUGAUUCUCGAUUGAAAAUCUACGAACAGUUGGAAGUCAGUAUUCAAGAUUUAGAGCGUGCCAAUCAUCUUCUCGUCGUUGAUAAUGCUAAUGAGAAAAAGGUCAUAAAAAGUCAAGUCCUUACAAUUGAAACCCUCGAGAACCGAUACGAUGAGCUUCAGAAAAAGUUCGAUGAACUCAAAACAAAACAUCAGGCUCUUGUCAGACAGCAAGCAGCAAAUGAAGAAUCACAGGCCAAAAAUUUGUGGAAGGUGUCGUCCUCGCAAGAUGACAGCAUAAAGCAGAGCGCUGCCUCAAAUUUGAAAAAACAGACAUCUGAAGUAGAUGGAAAUGUACAACAAGUUGUUACAACGAUGGUUAAUGAUGAAGAGGUAGUGACUUUACUGAAGCAACUAACUGACGUUCGAAGCCAAAGAGCCUGGGAACAGAAAAAAGUUGCUGAACUUGAAGUUCAGCUUGCAAGUCUUCUUCAUGAGAACACUGCCAUGGAGGAGCAACUUAAUGUUUGGCGUAAUAAAGCACAAGACGUCAAAAAUCUUCAAGAUGAAUUAAGCACCCUUGAAGAAGUGAGGCAAGGGCACUUAUGUGGUCGCUGUUUGCGCGGCAUGAACGUGAGAAACCACGAAGAAUUGACCCUCAUGCUCGAUCGAAAUGGGGAUAUUCCGGAGGUUGACGAUAUGAGUUUAGCUGAUUCUCUCGUGCACGAAAAUCACGAAAACAUCGAGAACUCUGAUUCGUUGGUACAGGACACAAACAAUAAGGUCGGGUUGGUGGACGAUAUCUUGGACGAUGCCUGCACUACCUUCGUCGGAAGUUACAAGAGCUUCAUGGAGGUCAAGGGCUACUCCACCUCCCGUUUGAAAACGAACGUCCCAAACCCAUGUCUCUCUCUUCAGGAAGAACUCAAAAUGUCCGGAGAGUUCAACAACUUCCAAGCACCAUCCGAGCCAGAAACUCAUCCAGAAGACAAAAUCUCCAACAAAUCACACCGGAAGACCCAGAAAUCAGGGAAGAAAGCCUUUUCCGGAACUCCCACAGACUUCUCUGAAGCUGAGACCUUGUCCUCCGGAUUUUCUGAUGAGACGAGCAACAAAUCGACCCAGACAGAUGGUCGACCAGGUUCUCUACUCUGCUCGAUCGCAGACGGCGAUAAUUGCAAAUUGAGCAUCUAUGAUGACAAUAGCACCUUCGAAAGUCGCUUCAACCAGACUCCAGAGUACAGACAAAUCUUCAGCGAAAUCUUCAGUGUCCUCAAACGCGCUGCAGAAGCUAAAAUCGAGGGAGAGAAAUUGCCACAGGCGAAUAGCACCGAGAUCUCGAACACUCCAAACUUCCCAUCAGUUGAUGACGGUAGUGAAACGACUGAUGACACCCAGAGUGUCAUGUCCUCCACGAUAUCUUCAGUCGUCUCGGAACCAGUCUUCAGGGUCCAUGCGCCCAUUUUUGAGAGAAGACACCGACCCGAAGGGGAGAAGACUGAACCUGCUCUCAGACCUCUUCAUAAUCACAAACGUCAACAACUGGAUUAUUUGUCGAUUCAAACGAGGAAGAAGUCCCUGAAGAAGAGCACUCCGAAGAAAAGCAAUUUGGAGACACCAAGCACACCUGAUAUCAUCCCAACCACAAAUCCUAAAGUCAUGCAUGCUAAAUCGAACAGUGGAGGAAAGCGGAAGUUCCGGCCUUUGACGAGCGCGGAAUUGGAUGGUGGAGUCUGGAAUGGACACACGACUCAUUUCUAUUCCAGCAGAAAUCGAGACCGGAGACUAAACUCAAACAGCUCAAACUCAAACAGCUCUUUCUCGAGGAAUUCUAGCGAUCAGAGUAAUUCCAGUUUUGAGUAUAGGGAUUAUAAACCCAGUGCGGCCUCGCAGGAGAUUGCUAAACUUAAACGAUUGGACAUGUCCUACGCUGAAGUUCUGCGCAUGCCAAACAAACCCAAAGGAAACCACAUGCGCAGGAGUUAAACUUUUCAGAAGGCGUUUUUGUACUUUAGUUUUAGAAAGGUGAGAUUGUUUUAAAAUUUUUAGUCGAGAGUAGGAUUUAAUAUAUAAUUCGAUGCUGCAAAAUCAGCAGGAGAUUUAAUUCGAUUCCAAGUUUUAAAGUUUCACGAGAUUGUCCUUUUUUUAGAGCGUAGAGUUAAAUUAUUUAUGUUAUGUUUCAGUAUUGGUGGCUUGGCCAUUUAGAUACUUUUUGUACAUAUUAUGAGAAGCUGAUUUUAGGAUUUUAAAAGUAGAGUGAUGUGAGUGAGAGAGGGGGAAGAAUUCAAUAUAUUUUGUAUUUUAUUGUACGAGUUUUAGUCCCACGAAUGUAUAUGUGCAUGUAUAAUUAAUGAUAAAAGUGCGAAAGUGACGUAUAGGGAGUACCGGAUAAAAAACGUACUGUUCAAUAUAUUAUAAAAGAGCCCAAAAUAAUGUUAAGAAUCGUUGAAAUCUGAGAGAGAUCUUUCUUGAGUACCAAAUUGCAUUGGAAGGAUAACAAAAAUUAACUCAUGUGCCAUUUACCUUCUGCAAAUUACAAUCAUAAUUCUUUAUUAUAAUCUACAAACAAGAGUUCUCGCUCGAACGUGUAUACUGGGCGAUUUUUGGUCAGGAAAAUCGAAAAUCUCCCCUGUAUCUGUCUUGUAAGGUGAGGUGUGAUGAUAGCUUUUAUAUCCUACAGGUAUGGACUGCUAUGUUCUUGUGAUUAUCUUCUAUAAGGAAAUAAAUUCUUUAUCAGUAUA
Molecule: messenger RNA, 3910 nt
Organism: Belonocnema kinseyi
Lineage: Eukaryota; Metazoa; Arthropoda; Insecta; Hymenoptera; Cynipidae
Gene: centrocortin
Product: cerebellar degeneration-related protein 2
Exons: 7
Coding region: 966-3155 (729 amino acids)
Source: RefSeq, a predicted model, not a curated record